GAUUGAUGGGCGCAGCUGCGGCCGCCCGUCCCGGGGGGCCGCCCGCGCCCGCACGCCCACCGGACGGCGCCGGGGAGGAGGGGAGCCGCGCGGGCCCCGCCGCUGCCGAUUUACGAAGGUCAUCAGCAGAGAAAGUACCCAUAGCGAACAAAAAGGCAGUUCCUGAAUUAAACGAGAGACGUGGAGGAGUUGAGUUUUGCACCUCAGCAUCUUCAGAGCAAGCAGGAUGGGGAGCAUUUGAGAGGAACAGGAGGGGCCCAUUCAUUGGAAUGGAGGAGCGCUGGGAAACACAGUGGCAGCACUUCCUCCAGACGCUGCAACCCGUCUGCCCAGGAGAGGGAAGGCCCAAGAUGGUGGACGCUUCUCCCUGGGAAGACCCCAAGGCCUUCUUGGCCUCCUUUGAGCAGGUGGCCACAGCCUGCCACUGGCCCAGAGAACAGUGGGUGGCCUGUCUUCUGCCGGCCCUGAGCGGAGAAGCGGAGGAGGCCUUUCGAAAGCUGGAAAUUGGAGAACGGGAUGACUACGGGAAGGUGAAGGCCGCCAUCUUGAAAGGGGAAGCUGUGAAAAUGGAGGCGCAGCGUCAACGUUUCAGGCAGUUCUGCUGCCAGGAGGUGGAUGAUCCUUGGAAGGUUUACAGGCAAAUCCAGGAGCUUUGCCACCAGUGGCUGAAGCCGGAGAGAUGCACCAAGGAGCAGAUCCUGGAGGUCUUGAUCCUGGAGCAGUUCCUGGCCAGCCUGCCUCCAAAGCUGCAAAGCUGGGUUCAACCAAGGAGGCCGGACACAUGUUCCCAGGCAGUGGCCCUGGUGGAAGAGUUCCUGCGGAGCCAGCAAGGGUCCGAAUCAGAAGCAUGUCAGGGGCCACAAAAUGAAGAACUCACCAAUUUUGAAUGUGCAGAGAAGGAGCCCUUAGAGGCUGUGAAGAGAGAAAAUGUUGAGGUGGAGAUCAGUAUGCUGGGACAUGCAAUCAAAUCCUCAAGGCACCCCAGCCCACUACUUCCUUCCGAAAGAUUUGGGACGGUCCAAACUGCUCUGAGAGAGGAAGUCACAGACUGGAAGGAAAGAGAUGUUUGCUUGCCGGCAGUCAAGUGGAAGCUGCUCCAGCCUGUCCCUAAAAGGAUGGCGUGGGAAGUUCUCCAGUCGGAGCACAGAAGCAUUGACUCUUUAAAGAGCAGAAUGGAAACUGAGAUCAAAGUGGAGAAUUCUGAGCGUAGAGGAAGUGAACCAGGGUUAACACACGGGACAGAUCUACAGCUUAGCUCUGGGGAUCUGCCAGUAAAAGUAGAAAUGGAAGAGGAAGGCUGCAGGCCAAGAGAGCAGCUGCAGAAGGCCCCCAUGGGGUGUGAGAACCAACAUACUUCGCUUCAGCCGGAAUUUACUGCUGCUAUUACUGAAAAGGCCGCUACGUCCAAGGAGGAUAAAAUGCCUGUGUUCUCCCAGUAUGACGGAAGAUACCACUACGGAGUGGAACUGAACGCAGUAUCUUCUACUGAGGGAUUGGAAUGGUGUCCUCAGAGGUCAGACAACAGCUACCAGCAGAGCUCAAACUUGAAUCAAGAGGAGAAAAGCAUCAUAAGUGAGAAAAGCUUUGAAAUCUCUGAGAAUGGAACAGGGAAUAACUUGAACCAUCUUGGAGAAACACGGAAUAGUUCUCCUGAAUAUGGGAAAACCUUUACUAACACAAACUCACUAAGCAGAUUUCCGGUGUGUAAUCCUGAAGAGGAAUGGUAUGAAUGUUCUCACUGUGGGAAGGGCUUCAACAAGGCAAAAUAUUGGAAGCAGCAUCAGAAAAUUCACACCGGGGAGAAACCGUACAAAUGUUCUCAGUGUGGGAAAUGCUUCAAUCAGUCAGGAAAUCUGAAGACUCACCAAAGAAUUCACACCGGGGAGAGACCCUACAAAUGCUCCCAGUGUGGGAAAUGCUUCAGUCACACCAACUGUUUGAAGAUGCAUCAGAGGAUUCAUACUGGGGAGACAUACAAAUGUUCUCAGUGUGGGAAAUGCUUCAGAGAGACAGGAAUUCUGAAGAGGCAUCUAAGAACUCAUACCGGAGAAAGACCAUACACAUGUUCUCAGUGUGGAAAAUGUUUCAGCCUGGCAGGAAUCCUGAAGAGGCAUCAAAGAACUCAUACUGGAGAGAGGCCCUACAAAUGUUCUCAGUGUGGGAAAGGCUUCAAUCGGUUGGGAACUUUGAAGAAGCACCAGCGAAUUCACACGGGAGAGAAGCCUUACAAAUGUUCUCACUGUCAGAAAUGCUUCAAUGAGAGAGGAAAUUUGAAGAGACAUCAGAGAAUCCAUGCUAGAGAGAGCCUUAAUAUCAUACAAGAAUUCAUACUAGAAAGUGACCAUAUAAAUGUUAUCAAGGUGGGAAAGACUUCUACAGGGCAAGAAGUCUGAAGAAGCAUAAAAAACAUACUUGUGGGACGCCUUACAGAUGUUCUCAGUGAGCAAUGUCUAGGAGAUGACUUGAAGUACCACUAAAGAUCUCCACUUCCUUAAGGAAGACUUCUUGGCAA
Molecule: messenger RNA, 2512 nt
Organism: Candoia aspera
Lineage: Eukaryota; Metazoa; Chordata; Lepidosauria; Squamata; Candoiidae
Product: zinc finger protein 397-like
Exons: 6
Coding region: 6-2393 (795 amino acids)
Biological process (GO): regulation of transcription by RNA polymerase II
Cellular component (GO): nucleoplasm
Molecular function (GO): DNA-binding transcription repressor activity, RNA polymerase II-specific; RNA polymerase II cis-regulatory region sequence-specific DNA binding
Source: RefSeq, a predicted model, not a curated record